AGAGGGGAGGGCCUUUAACUACAUCUGGAACUUAUUGGGAACAGAUAGAGAGAGAGGGAGGGAGAGAAAGAGAGAAUAAGUGCGAGAAGAAUGAAAGAUCAACAAUGUGUUUGAGUUUGGAAUAAAAAGUUGCCUGCUCUGGCCAUGGAAAAGCUGGAGUCUCGUUUUUAAAACAAAGGAAGGACUUUUAAAAAGAGCUGAAGGAGGGAACAAGUCCAGGAAAAGAACCGAGGAACCGAAGAGCAUCAGAGCCUCAACACUGAACAAACUCAUCAUCCCAUCUGCUGGCAUCUGGCGCAGACCAACGACGACAAUCUGGACUGAAAUCACCCGAGAUUGCAGACAUAUUCCUGAAAGAUUCCUGGAAACGUUCCGAGUUUUUCUUCCCGAGUUCCCGUCUGCACUCCUCCUCCUCCUCCUCCUCCUCCUCCAGCAGGAUGGCCGUGUCCCGAGGCUGCCUGUGCUGCGUCAAAUACCUCAUGUUCAUCUUCAACCUCAUCUUCUGGUUGGGUGGGUGUGGCCUGUUUGGCGUAGGGGUGUGGCUUUCCUUCCGCCAGUCUGAUAUGUCGUACCUCCCGCUGUCGUUCCCGUCGCUCUCCGUGGCCAACCUGCUGCUGAUUGCCGGGGGCGUUACCAUGGUGACAGGGUUCCUGGGCUGUCUGGGGGCUCUGAAGGAGCAGCGGUGUCUGCUGAUGACGUUUUUCGUGAUCCUCCUGCUUCUGUUCCUGACUGAAGCGGCGCUCGUCCUCAUGCUGGGGCUCUUCCACAAAGAGCUGGACCAAAAAGCGAAGGAGGACCUGAUUGAGGGAAUGAAGGAUUAUGACACCAACCCCCAUCUGAAGAGCUCCUGGGACAGUAUGCAGAAAAUCUUUAAAUGCUGCGGCGUGAGCAACCACACUGACUGGUACAACCGGACGACGGAGGGACCGCCCCCUGAGUCCUGCUGCAGAGACCACACCCCUCCCUGUCACCGUUGGGAAGAGCCGUGUUAUGAGAAGGCGAAGGCGUGGGUUCUGGACAACAUCACCUGGGUCCUGGGUUUCGGAGUGUGUCUCGGCAUCGUGCAGAUCCUGGCUCUGGCCUUCUCCAUGCUGAUGUACUGCCAAAUCCUGCGAGUGGAAAAGUACAUGGACUGAUCCUGCAGAUUAAUAACAGAGAAGAGAAUUUCACUCUCUCAGGACGUCCAAAUUCAACAAAACCGUGUUUUACAGUCUUUUUAAAUUCAUUUACGUCCAACAGGUUUUUCAGCUGAACUUUUCUGCCUGUGCGUAAAGUUUAUUAAAGUCGAUUUCCAUGCAGUUGUAAAAGUCCAGGCAGGUGAAGCGGUUUACUCUAAUACUGCACAUUUUAGUCAUUAAUAAACAGCGUGUAUUGAUCACAUGUAUGACUUUAAUUAUGUUGAGAGUGAUGUUGAAGAGGAGGUUAAAGAUUGUCUAUGCUCUGUAGAUUGUUGUUUUACUGUCUAAUAAAGUGUUAUCAAAUAUUAACAA
Molecule: messenger RNA, 1490 nt
Organism: Pangasianodon hypophthalmus (striped catfish)
Lineage: Eukaryota; Metazoa; Chordata; Actinopteri; Siluriformes; Pangasiidae
Gene: tspan4b
Product: tetraspanin 4b
Exons: 8
Coding region: 438-1136 (232 amino acids)
Cellular component (GO): membrane
Source: RefSeq, a predicted model, not a curated record